AUGUCACAGCAAGAGAUUCAAGACGAUCGAGUUGAGUGGAUGCUCAAAUUUUCAGUUUUUGCAUGUGGAAUUGGCUUAAUAGCCCUUGGUGUGCACAAGAUAACCAAUUUUGAUUUCGAUGACCUCAAAAUGUUUGCUCUUACAAUUUACUACAUAAUAUUCGGAUUUUUGCUUUGUGUAUCAGUGCUUCCCUUCGAAUCUUUUUACUCAAGUUUCUCUUUCCUCCGAUAUUAUUUAGGAAAAGGAGUUUUUCUUGUAUUUUUAGGCUCUCUCGCCUUAGAUACUGAAGAAUUUUGGUAUAUAAUUAUUGGAUAUAAAUAAAAUAUGGCGUCUUCGUCUGGGCAUGGCCUCCGGCCAUGCAUACUCGACUUAUAUUUUAUUUAUAUCCGGCAAGGUUUUACCAAUCCAGAAAUGGACGGCAAUGCUAGGUAAGCAAUUCUGGUAAUGUACAGAGCCUAGCCCUUAGUCCAAUUUCAAGGUUGGGUUUUACCUCAAGGGAAAGGAGGGUUUGGAUUUGGAAAGGGCAAGCCCAGCAAAGUCUGCAGGUAAUCCCCAGACCAAUCGGGCAACUGCCUAGCGUGAAACCGGGCGUUACGUCCCGGGAUUCAGAUUUUCCUUUUUGCCCGAAAGGUCGACCAGAAAUUCCAUUUUUUGGGAUUUUUGUGUGGCCAACCUUGUUACACAUGCAGCAGCCGCAGAAGUCCAUAGUCCGCCCACUCAACACUGGACCGAAAGGGAGGAGGAGACGUCCAAGCAGAGUCUCACUUCAGAAGUGCCCUGGCAUCAGGCGCUGAAGGAGAAGAAAGGUAGUGUCAGAGCUGAACACUUGCCCAGCGAAUCAUUGCCCCAAUUCGAGCAAGGCGAAGCUGAAGACGGCGCAAAGCGGAUGAACUGCCCGUACGGGAGAGUCCUUGGUGACUGCGUAACCAAUAUGGCAGACGCCUACCUAUAAGUUUAAGUUUAAGGUAUAUAAUUAUUGCAAUCAUCCUGCUAGUAGUAGGUUUUGUAUAUCUCUUGCUUGGUCUAACAUGUGCUAAAAAAAUUACAUUUAAAUUAGAAGCACCUGCACAGCAGCCAGCUGCGACUCCUGAAGAAAAGCCUUUAGUAAAAACAGAUUAA
Messenger RNA from Blepharisma stoltei, 1119 nucleotides. The record is from the annotation of a GenBank genome assembly. Lineage: Eukaryota; Ciliophora; Heterotrichea; Heterotrichida; Blepharismidae.